Molecule: messenger RNA, 3539 nt
Organism: Notolabrus celidotus (New Zealand spotty)
Lineage: Eukaryota; Metazoa; Chordata; Actinopteri; Labriformes; Labridae
Product: proteasomal ubiquitin receptor ADRM1-like
Exons: 10
Coding region: 1858-3297 (479 amino acids)
Biological process (GO): ubiquitin-dependent protein catabolic process
Cellular component (GO): nucleus; proteasome regulatory particle, lid subcomplex; cytoplasm
Molecular function (GO): proteasome binding; ubiquitin binding; endopeptidase activator activity
Source: RefSeq, a predicted model, not a curated record
GCGCCUGAGAGAUGCGCGAUCCUGCUAGCUCAUUGUUUUGACAGAUGGAGGAUUUUAAAGAGAAUGAAAACUAAAAGCCCGUGCGGGACAAUGUCACAAUGUGUCGCUCUCGGUUGUACUUAUGAGUCUCGAGGUGAGAAAGGAAGCGUCAUUAGUCUUCACGUGUUUCCUAAAGACAUGAAGCUGAGGAUUAUUUGGGCGAAUGCUUGUGGUCGGAUUCAUUUUCCCAACGACGCGCGGCUCUGCUCUCAGCACUUCGCCCCCGAUGCUUUUAUUCGACCACAGCUGAUGGAGGAAAUUUUUACUGCUGGGUAUAAGCGAAGACUCAGACCUGAUGCUUUGCCGACGAUUUUCUCCCACAACACGCCCAUAUGUCCGGGAAAAAGAGGCGCUCAACGGGAUAAGCGACCCGUCGGUGUGCAGUGCUGUCCGGAGAAGACUGACGCAGCCACUCAGACGGAGAAAGCGCACAUAUCAAAUGCAGCGGUGCAGUGCCCAGAGGAUGUGAACUAUCUGGUGUUUAGGGACCAUACCUAUGCAAAAUCGAUUUCGGUAGACCUGGAGAUACUGUCCAAGUGCAGUCUCCCAACAAAUGAAGAGGCCUUUCACACCGAAUACCUGAAGUACCUUCAAGUGGACGCGCUUCUAAUAUGAAGUACUGAUCCCUGGCAACAUGUGCGCUGCUCUGGAUCAUAACACCGAUCCAAACCGGAUGGUGAGUUAUCAUCUACCCUCCUUGAAAGCUCUGUGCAUCACUGGACAUUGAAUGUCAAACCUCACCUGAAAUGCUCUGAUCUAUUUUCACUACUCUGUUUUAGAGGAAGCUAUUUUUCUGGACGGAAAGAUAGACGGUGAAGCAGAGUAAGAAUUUUGAUGGCACAAAGUCCACAAGAGAUUCAGAGCAAGAACUUUGGCGUAUGAGAAGGACUAUGGCUGCGUCCUCCACGUCAGAAUCAGAGCAUAGCACGGACGAUGGAGAGGACUUGACAUCAAACGCAGAAGUUGUCAUGUUUGAAGUAGAUGUUGACCUCAGAGCUCUUCUUAUGCGUGUUACUUUACUUUUAAGUUCCAGACGAGAGGUCAGUGUUUUCAGAGAUACUCAGUGUUUCAUUCAUGUUGACUUGUGCCUUAGUUAUGCUACCGAUCAAAUGCAUAAAAAUGUUCACUAUUUAUUUUGAUGACAUCAUCCACUUCUGUUUGAUCAGUGUCUACAUCCUAUAACACAGUAUGUUGUUUCAAGCUAGACAUUUGUUUCCUUGUGUCUGGUACAUGAUGUUUAGACUGCAGGGUCUUCUCCCGAGCCUACCAUGAAUCAUUCAUGUAAAUGGACAAUAUGGGAGUUAUCUGUAAGCACUGGAACCGGCACUCUUUAAUGAAUAAAGCACUCUCCAUCUGAAGCAGGAAAGGGUAGUUCAAAUCAGUUUUUGUGGGUUUAGCAUUUGACUCUUCGGGCAGAAGUAACAAAACUUGCUUGAUUUAAAUGAUAAAUGUGAGCUGGCUGUGAAUGAUGAAGUACAGACACAAGGGAUUAUCUUAUUUGAUAACUUGUCACAUUAUUGUUCAGUUCUCAAACUUUGUAUUGCUUAGCUUUGUCAAUUCAGUUCUAUUUUUAGCAACUUUUGUUCCUUCCAUCCUCAAGGACUCAUGCAGGAAAAUGUUGUGAUAGAAAUGAUGAAUGUAAGGCAGGUGAAAUGAGACGUGGCUCUGAUAUCGUCCAAUGACAACUGUUUUGAUCAUAUCGGCUUAAUUUAGAACUUUUUUCAAUUCACAUGUAUUUUCAUCACCUGUUUGUAAAGGACAAAUUGUUACUUCCAACUUCAUAAAGCAAAUGCAUUAAUAUCCAAAUAAAUCAGUCAGAUGUUAAAAUAUUAUGAUGUUAGCUGUUCAUUUAUACUGAUAGUGCUUUUGAGAAUCAAUACAAUAAAAAAAAAAAAGGAGGAUCCUCAAGUCUGUUUCCUCUGUGGUCUCACAAACGAGUCAGACAGCCUGUGUUUGGGUGUAUUACUGACCUUCCUCCUCUCCCUCUCUGCAGCAGUCUGUUCUGUCCCACUCAUCAUGGCCUCCGGAGCUCUCUUCCCCAGCAUGGUGUCUGGGUCUCGCGGCUCCUCCAGUAAGUAUCUGGUGGAGUUUCGCGCUGGCAAGAUGACCAUGAAGGGCAGCACGGUGACCCCCGACAAGCGCAAGGGCCAGGUCUACAUCCAGCAGACCGACGACUCCCUCAUCCACUUCUGCUGGAAGGAUCGGACCACUGGGAACGUGGAUGAUGACCUGAUUAUCUUUCCUGAUGACUGCGAGUUCAAACGGGUGAACCAGUGCACCACCGGGCGGGUCUAUGUGCUGAAGUUCAAGGCAGGCUCCAAAAGACUGUUCUUCUGGAUGCAGGAGCCAAAGACUGACAAAGACGAGGAGGUCUGCCGUAAAGUGAACGAGUACCUCAACAACCCGCCCAUGCCCGGAGCUCUCAGUAGUGGCGGCAGUGGAGGACACGAUCUGUCUGCUCUGGGAGGAGAGGGAGGUCUGCAGAGCCUUCUGGGUAACAUGAGCCAUAACCAGCUCAUGCAGCUAAUUGGACCGACCGGGCUUGGCGGGAUAGGUGGUCUUGGGGCGCUGGCUGGUCCAGGCUUGGCCAACCUCCUGGGCAGCAGCAGUAGCAGCAGCAGCAGCAGCGUUCCUGCAGCCAGUAACUCCUCCACAAGCCCGUCCACAGCCGUCACCCCAACCUCCACCUCUACCACCAGCCGACUCGGCUCCUCCCAGGUGCCCACCACCCCCAUCACUCCCUCUGCCACCUCAGCAGCCUCCCCUACAGCCACCACCCCCUCCACCCCGGCCGUGUCUGCGGCGGGGGGAGCCAAUCCCACGCAGCCGAUCCAGCUGAGAGACCUGCAGAGCAUCCUGGCCACCAUGAACGUGCCGGCCGGAGGACAGGGAGUGGACCUGGCCAGCGUCCUGACUCCUGAGGUCAUGGCUCCCAUCCUGGUGAACCCUGAGGUGCAGCAGAGGUUGAUGCCCUACCUGCCGUCAGGAGAGUCUCUGCCUCAGAGCUCAGAGGAGCUCCAGAACACGCUCAGCUCCCCGCAGUUUCAGCAGGCUAUGAGCAUGUUCAGCAGCGCUCUGGCAUCCGGGCAGUUGGGGCCUCUAAUGAACCAGUUCGGUUUGCCUGCAGAGGCUGUCGACGCGGCCAACAAAGGAGACGUGGAGGCUUUUGCCAAAGCCAUGGAGACGGAGACAAAGUCGGACAACGAGGGAGACUCCAAAGACAAGAAAGACGAUGAUGAAGACAUGAGUUUGGACUGAAAAGUAUCAACAUUCUUAUUUAACAUAUUUAUUUAGGUGCUUUUAUUUUGAAACUAUGAAACACUAAGAAUAAGGAUUAUGGUUACUUUAGUAGAAACUGUCACUAAGACCUUCCUCAGCUGAUAAUGCUGUGUUCAUCCUCCAACAGUGUGUUUAACUAAUAUAUACUGACCUAACACAGUGAACAUGUGUUCAUCCUGCAUGUCAGCGACACACCAGAACAGUAAAGUCAUGGAAAAAUA